AUGGCCGCAGAGAAGCAUAACGAAGUUAAAAUGACAUCCGGAGAUGAAAAUAAAGAGAAUUCCUCGGAUGCAGGACUUGGGUUGGAAAUUCUCCAGAUAAUUAAGGAUUCUCAGCAACAGCACGGACUACGGCAUGGCGAUUACCAGCGAUACAGGGGUUAUUGCUCUCGUCGGCUACGUCGUCUACGGAAAACCUUGGGCUUUAAAAUGGGUAAUCGUCACAAGUUUACUGGGAAAAAAGUGACGGUGGAGAUGGUCUCUGACAACAGGUACCUCCUGCUGGUCUUGAUGGAGGCGGAGCGGGCGUGGAGUUAUGCCAUGCAGCUGAAACAGGAGGCUAACACAGAGCCACGGAAGCGUUUCCACCUGCUUUCCCGUCUGCGCAAGGCCGCCAAGCACGGAGAACAGCUGGAGCGCUUGUGUGAGAGCCCCCGUGUAGAUGCCAAAACCAAACUAGAGGCUCAGGCUUAUACUGCCUAUCUAACAGGAAUGGUCUACUUUGAGCUACAGCAGUGGAAGCCUGCUAUGGAGGCCUUCAACAAGUGCAAAACAAUCUAUGAGAAGUUGGCCAGUGCUUUUACGGAAGAGCAAGCUGUACUUUAUCACCAGAGAGUGGAAGAGAUCUCGCCCAACCUCCGCUACUGUGCUUACAACAUUGGCGACCAAAAUGCUAUCAACGACCUGAUGCAGAUGAGGCUGAGUGCAGGAGGGGGAGGAGGCAUGAUGGCUGAAAAACUGGAGGCUCUGAUCACUCAGACCCGUGCCAAGCAGGCAGCCACCAUGAGUGAGGUGGAAUGGCGCGGGCGCAUAGUGCCCGUCAAGAUAGACAAAGCCCGCAUUUUCCUCCUGGGCCUGGCAGACAAUGAAGCGGCCAUUGCACAGGCAGCCAAUGAGGAAACCAAGGAGCGUCUGUACGAAUCCCUUCUGGCCGAGUGCCGAGACACCAUCCAGGCCGUGAGGGAGGAACUGCGCAUAGACGUGAAACAGAGAGAGAGGACUGUGGAUGCUGACAGUGGGAAGGUCUCCAAUCUGCAGUAUCUACACAGCUACCUGACCUACAUCAAACUGUGGACAGUGGUGAAGAGGAAUGAGAGUAUGGCCCGCGUACUGCAGGCCAAGCUAAAGGAGCCCCAGACGGACGAGACCAAGAGGAGCCCGCGGCCUCAGGAUCUCAUCCGUCUCUAUGACAUCAUCCUGCAGAGCCUGGCUGAGUUAUCAGCCCUCCAGGGUCUUGAGGAGGACCACACCUUCCAGAAGGAGGUGGCUCUGAAAACCUUGGUGUACAAAGCUUACAGGUGCUUCUUUAUUGCUCAGUCUUAUGUGCUGGUCAAGAAGUGGAGUGAGGCCCUGGUUCUCUAUGAAAGAGUGCUCAAAUACGCUCGUGAGGUCCAGUCCAAAGCCAAGAGCCUCACCAACAGUCUUAAGGACCUACCUGAUGUCCAGGAGUUGAUUGCUGAGGUCAGCGCUGAGAAAUAUUCCCUGCAAGCAGCUGCCAUUUUAGACACGGAGGAUGUGGCCGAAGUACCUGCUCAGCAACAAGUGAAAGACAACAAGCCCUUGUCUGAACGACUGGAAGCUUUUCACCUAGACCCCACCCUUGUAGGAAAACAGCCCAAUCUGGUGCAGUUCCCACCAGAGUUCCAGCCAAUCCCCUGCAAGCCACUCUUCUUUGACUUGGCUCUCAACCAUGUGGCCUUCCCGCCUCUGGACGACAAGGUGGAGCAGAAGGGCAAGGGCGGCCUGACAGGCUACAUCAAGGGCAUCUUUGGCUUCGGCAGCUAGAGCUCGGACCCCCGCCCACUCGCGGGCCUGCCUGACUGCAUGAGGGAGCCACUGAGCACCGGCCUUCUCCAGACUCUGACCUUCAGUCAGUCCUUUAGAUCUGUCCGAUUCUAGAGACCAAGCCUGGUGGUUAUUAGUCCAUGCAGUAGUCAAUCCAACCCAACCCCCGCCCCCUCAACCUUGUCCCAUACAGAGGGAACAUAAAUGAUUUAGUAUCUUUGUUUUUUUUUUUUUU
Chanos chanos (milkfish) is the source of this 2017-nucleotide messenger RNA. It is a transcript of the gene srp68, whose product is annotated as signal recognition particle 68. The record is from RefSeq and is a predicted model, not a curated record. Bases 1 to 1782 code for a protein of 593 amino acids. The transcript has 16 exons. Lineage: Eukaryota; Metazoa; Chordata; Actinopteri; Gonorynchiformes; Chanidae. Gene Ontology annotation, cellular component: signal recognition particle, endoplasmic reticulum targeting. Gene Ontology annotation, biological process: SRP-dependent cotranslational protein targeting to membrane. Gene Ontology annotation, molecular function: endoplasmic reticulum signal sequence receptor activity; protein binding; 7S RNA binding.